GUGGGGCAGCGGUGGCCCGGAGAAAGGGAGUCCGGGGAAGGUCUGGGGCUGUGCUCAGGCAGGGGCGGAGGCAGGCGCAGCGGGUGGAGUAGGGACGGAGCUCCGGGCGGAGACGGGGGCGGAGCUCCGGGGCGGGGCGCAGGCGGCCCGGGAGGCGGCGCUCGGGCCGGGACGCGCGGGCCGGGCAUGGCGUCGAUGGCGGCGGCGAUCGCGGCCUCGCGCUCGGCCGUCAUGAGCGGGAACCGGCCGCUGGACGACCGGGAGCGGAAGCGCUUCACCUACUUCUCGUCGUUGAGCCCCAUGGCUAGGAAGAUCAUGCAAGACAAGGAGAAGAUCAGGGAGAAGUACGGGCCCGAGUGGGCGCGGCUGCCGCCCGCGCAGCAGGACGAAAUCAUCGACCGCUGCCUGGUGGGGCCGCGCUCCCCGCCGGCUGCCGACGCGGGGGACCUGGGGGACCCGGCGCGCUUCCCUGGCCUGCGCGGGCCCACGGGCCAGAAGCUGGUGCGCUUCGGCGACGAGGACAUAACUUGGCAAGAUGAGCACUCGGCCCCAUUUUCCUGGGAAACAAGGAGUCAGAUGGAGUUCAGCAUCUCCUCCUUAUCCAUCCAGGAGCCCAGCACAGCCACCGUGACCAGUGAUCCCAGGCCCCUGGCCAAGGCUCCUCAGGGCACACAGGCUGCCAAGCCUGCCCAGAACAGCAGAUCCUCUAGCCUGGAUGCCCUAGGGCCUUCGAGGAAAGAGGAGGAAGCUUCCUUCUGGAAGAUCAACGCUGAGCGCUCUAGGGAGGGGCCUGAGGCCGAGUUCCAAUCUCUGACACCCAGCCAGAUCAAGUCCAUGGAGAAGGGAGAAAAAGUCAUGCCUGCUUGCUACCGCCAGGAACCCAUCACAAAAGACAGGGAGGUCAAGGCUCUGCCCCAAGAACAGCAAACUCUCUCCAGUGUAAGCACAGCACAAGAGGUGCCCCAGCCUGUGCAAGCCCCUGCCAGCUUGCUGCCCAAGGCUACCCCCAUUGAGUCCCCAGAGAAGCCACCACCUCCCACUGCCCAGCAGGACGACGAAGACGAUGCUCUGUUCUCAGAGCCUGUGUUUGCGCAGAUCGGCUCAAGUAACACCCUCCUAAAGACGGGCUUUGAUUUUCUGGACAACUGGUAGACGGUGCUACCCGGAAACACAGCCAAGAGCCCCCAUGUGGCCCACGUGGUGUUCGGAGGAGAAGGCAGCUCUGCCUGUGUAUUUUCCUCUUUCCUCUUCCCUUUUCUUAGUCUUUCAGGAACUAGGAAAUGUUGCCAGGUUUUCUUUCUUUUUUUUCUUUCUUCCUCCCUCCCUCCCUCCCUCCCUCUCUCUCUUUCUUUCUUUCUUUCUUUCUUCCUUUUUCUUUUUGGUAAGACCAAAUAGAUAAAUAUGCUAUUUUCAAGGAUUUGAUAACAAGUUUUACACUUGGGAUUUUUAAAGACAAGAAUCCAGUAAGCCUUGUAAAUAAAACUUCUGUCCCGGGCUCCACCCCACUUCUUCCACCAAGGAGGUUCUCAGACCAAGUCACCAAGGGCCGUGCAGGCGACCAUCUCUUUGCGCCCUCCCCAUUCCUUUUCACUGGGGGCUCCCUGGGUGGAGCUAGGCUGUUGACUGUCACUGUGGAAGAUUCAUCCUUAAAAAUGGGCUCACCUGGAACCCUCCCUUUGCUGAACCACAUCUGGCAUUCUGUGCCCUUCCCCACCCCUGCUUCUAGGAAACAGACUGCUGGCAGGUGGUGGCAGGUGCCCGCUAAGCUGCCUGGUGACUUACUCGGAGCUCUGGUGUUUGAAAGCCCCUGCCUGCUGGCAGGUUUUCUAUCAGCGUCUCGCUGUUUUGUAUGUGGCUGCAGCAGCUUCCUUGGUCUGUGGAUUUUCUUCUGAAGAUGCUGUAAGUGUCCUGCCAGUGUCCCAGUCCUGUUCUCUCCAGCAGUCAGGGCCGUGGCAGCUGUGCUGGAGAGCAGGGUGCUUCUGACUCACUGUGUUAGAACCUUCCAGCAUGAGAUUGGAAGGCUUAACUGUUCUUUACCCCGGUUUGGUCAGCUGUAUCGUGAAGGCCUCUCCCCAAGACCAGACCACCUUCAAAUGAAAGAGGCCUUCCUGAUGGUUCCAGAAACUUCCCCUUGCAGCCCUGAGAGCUCACAGCAGCAAGGCUGGGUGAGGAAAAUGAGCCUCACCCAGAUCUGCUCCCUGUCCUCCCCGCUGGCCUGCCACGGCCCCUGGACCACACGCAUCUGCAGGAGGCGUCAAGCAGAUCUGUGAGCUCUGGGUGGCACGGUCUACCCUUUGCUGUCACUCCGUUCUCUUCACCUGAAGCCUUAAUCUCAAUGAGCCCCCUUCUCCGAGCACCUGGUUCAGUACUGAAUGGUGUGACCUUAAUGCCCACGUCACAGGACUUUCUGAACUAGCUCCUGGAAUAUCUAUUAGACCCUGCUUACCAAGGCAGAGCACACACAGCAACUGUCCCACCCUUGUCUUUUCCCCUGGGAAAACAUGCCAAAGCUGUACUUAGCCAAUAUUGAUGCGAUACCUGCCAAUUAGUUUAUGUCCUGAGCCUCCCUUGGUCUCUAGGUGGCUUUUGACCAGUUAUCAUUCCGUACUGUUGUAGAGCAGUGAUAGCAGAAGAGAAGAAAGGCUUCUGGCACAACGAGGACGAAAAUAACUCGCAAGCCACCAUUGGUACAGCCCACGCUGGCCCUGACUCUUCAGGGGAUCCAGCAUGGCUACCGUGUGCCUGCCUCCCUCCCUCCCCAGUGCAGUGGUUGAUUUCACGUCUGUGCACGUUCUCCUUCCGUGUAGGUCUAUGGUCCAUGGCAAGGGCACAGCAGGAAGGCGAAGGCUCACCCUGGCCCUUGACCAGCGUGACAUGUCUAUUCUCUCUCUGUGCAGACAUUUUCCCUUCUUCCCACUUUCUCCUGAUUCCCUUCUAGCUUCUCUAGUGAAAACACAGAGAAGGCUGCUUGUAGGCACAAUGGUGUUUCUCAAGGAGGCCUCCUGAGAGCAGUUGGGAAGCUGGGCGGUGGUGGUGCACACCUUUAAUCCCAGCACUUGGGAGGCAGAAGCAGGCGGAUCUCUAUGAGUUUGAGGCCAGCCUGGUCUACAGAGUGAGUGUCAGGACAGGCUCCAAAGCUACACAGAGAAACCCUGUCUUGAGAAACCAAAAACAAAAAAGCAAACAAACAGAAAGAACAGGUGGGAAGUCCCAGAUAGGGGGUCCAGGAGGGAUCCUAAAGUACCCACCUGACCUGAGCAUUGUCCUUGUGCCUGGGCAGACCAAGCUGGCUUCUUGGUCUCCCCCAGGGACUAUGUGACAGUGGCCAGGAGAUUAACCAGGUAUUUUCCACCUUAUCUUCCUCCGUCGUCAUGAUGAUACACACCCAUCACUUCUCUUCCUCCGUCAUCAUGAUGAUACACCCAUCACUUCUUUUCCUCCGUCGUCAUCAUGAUACACACCCAUCACUUCCCUUCCUCCGUCAUCAUGAUGAUACACCCAUCACUUCUCUUCCUCCGUCAUCAUGAUACACACCCAUCACUUCCUCCGUCAUCAUGAUGACACACCCAUCACUUCUCUUCCUCCGUCGUCAUGAUGAUACACACCCAUUACUUCUUUUCCUCCGUCGUCAUGAUGAUACACACCCAUUACUUCUUUUCCUCCGUCGUCAUGAUGAUACACACCCAUCACUUCCCUUCCUCCGUUGUCAUGAUGAUACAUACUCAUCACUUCUCUUCCUCCGUCGUCAUGAUGAUACACCCAUCACUUCUCUUCCUCCGUCGUCAUGAUGAUACACCCAUCACUUCUCUUCCUCCGUCGUCAUGAUGACACACCCAUCACUUCUCUUCCUCCAUCAUCAUGAUGAUACACCCAUCACUUCUCUUCCUCCAUCAUCAUGAUGAUACACCCAUCACUUCUCUUCCUCCAUCAUCAUGAUGAUACACACCCAUCACUUCCCUUCCUCCGUAGUCAUGAUGAUACACACCCAUCACUUCCCUGUAAAGCAGUUCUUCCUCUCAAGCCUGUGUAUGAUUUUGAUCUCCACCACACACCCAGGCUCAACGCCUGGGAGGCAGCUCCAGGACUCUGUGUCUUGCUUUUGGUGGCCAUAUUUGACAAAAGCUCUCAGGAACCUAGACUCUGCCUGUCUGGGUUGUCCCUGAGUCCCCGGCCCUCCUGGCUUGGACGUGCUCCUGUUAGGAGCAGCGGAGCCGACCUCCUGGCCAGGUGCAUCCCUCAUGCCAGGGCCAGGAGUGGCCUUCUAUUCUUUACACCGCCCUCUCCUUUGAUACAUAUUUUCAAAAUGGCAGAUUCUUAAUGACAACUUGUAACUUUGUUCUAUUUUAUACUACUAGCCUUUAAUAAAGCCAUUUUAAAAAUGA
This is a messenger RNA of Microtus oregoni (creeping vole), 4382 nucleotides long. RefSeq names its product chromosome unknown C1orf198 homolog (gene CUNH1orf198). The transcript is spliced from 4 exons. The record is from RefSeq and is a predicted model, not a curated record. Bases 187 to 1152 code for a protein of 321 amino acids. Lineage: Eukaryota; Metazoa; Chordata; Mammalia; Rodentia; Cricetidae.